Messenger RNA from Acomys russatus (golden spiny mouse), 1796 nucleotides. It is a transcript of the gene Slc2a5, whose product is annotated as solute carrier family 2 member 5. Gene Ontology annotation, cellular component: membrane. The transcript is spliced from 13 exons. The record is from RefSeq and is a predicted model, not a curated record. The coding region runs from base 203 to 1705 and encodes 500 amino acids. Gene Ontology annotation, biological process: fructose transmembrane transport. Lineage: Eukaryota; Metazoa; Chordata; Mammalia; Rodentia; Muridae. Gene Ontology annotation, molecular function: fructose transmembrane transporter activity.
GACCGUGACUGGUGAAGACUGAAUAGCGGGGGAAACACUGGGGACUGUUUCUCCUGGGUACCACGCUGAGUCUGCAAUUUCAGGGGACCCGCCGGCUUAGCCAAACUCUGGAUGUUUAACUUAAAAGCAGAAGUGAAAGGAAAGCAGUUUUCCGCACUGCACUUUGAGGAGGUGAGCCGCAGGCUGCGCUUGCAGAGCAGAGAUGGAAAAAGAGGCGCAAGAGAAGAAAGGGAAGCUGACCUUGGUCCUUUCCCUGGCAACGCUGAUAUCUGCCUUUGGUUCAUCCUUUCAAUAUGGGUACAACGUGGCUGCUGUCAACUCACCGUCAGAGAUCAUGAAGCAGUUUUACAAUAGCACCUACCAUGAAAGAACCCAGGACAGGUUUGACUCCUUCACCUUGACCCUGCUGUGGUCCCUGACGGUGUCCAUGUUUCCCUUUGGAGGCUUUGUGGGCUCUGUCUUGGUUGGAACCUUGGUGAAUAAAUUGGGCAGAAAAGGGGCCUUACUGUUCAACAACAUAUUCUCCAUCGUGCCGGCCAUCUUAAUGGGGUGCAGCAAAAUCCUCAAAUCAUUUGAGCUUAUAAUUAUUUCCAGACUUCUGGUUGGAAUAUGUGCAGGUAUAUCUUCCAAUGUGGUCCCCAUGUACUUAGGGGAACUCGCCCCUAAGAACCUGCGAGGGGCUCUUGGAGUCGUACCCCAGCUCUUCAUCACUGUCGGCAUCCUCGUGGCCCAGCUGUUUGGCUUUCGGAAUCUCUUGGCAAAUGAGGAAGGGUGGCCAAUCCUCCUGGGACUAACUGGAGUCCCCGCGGCUCUGCAGCUUAUUAUCCUGCCCUUCUUUCCUGAGAGUCCCCGCUACCUCCUGAUUCAGAAGAAAAACGAGGCAGCUGCUCAGAAAGCCCUGCAGACACUUCGAGGUUGGAAAGAUGUGGCCGCGGAGAUGGAAGAGAUCCGGAGGGAAGACGAGGCCGAGAAGGCGGCGGGCUUCGUCUCAGUGGUGAAGCUGUUCAAGAUGAAGUCCCUGCGCUGGCAGCUCAUCUCUGUUGUGGUCCUCAUGGCCGGCCAGCAGCUGUCGGGAGUGAAUGCGAUCUACUACUAUGCUGAUGAGAUCUACCUGAGCGCAGGUGUGAAUAGCAGUGAUGUCCAGUAUGUGACAGCUGGGACAGGGGCGGUCAAUGUGUUCAUGACCAUUGUCACGAUCUUUGUGGUAGAGUGUUGGGGACGACGACUUCUCCUCCUCCUCGGCUUCUCCACCUGCCUCAUCUCCUGUAUUGUCCUGACGGUUGCACUGGCUCUGCAGGACACCGUCUCCUGGCUGCCUUUUGUCAGCAUCGUCUGUGUCAUCGUCUAUGUCAUAGGACACGCCGUGGGACCCAGUCCCAUCCCGGCCCUGUUCAUCACUGAGAUCUUCCUGCAGUCCUCCCGGCCAUCCGCCUACAUGAUUGGAGGCAGUGUCCACUGGCUCUCCAACUUCACCGUGGGGCUCAUCUUCCCAUUCAUUCAAGUGGGCCUCGGCGCCUACAGUUUCAUCAUCUUUGCAAUCAUAUGUCUUCUCACCACCGUCUACAUCUUCCUCAUUAUCCCGGAGACCAAGGGCAGGUCGUUCAUUGAGAUCAACCAGAUUUUUGCCAAGAAGAACAAGGUGUCGGACGUAUACCCAGCGAAGGAGGAACUCAAAGACCUCCCACCUGGCACCUCUGAGCAGUAGCGGAGCCAGGCCACGAGCCAGGAUGGCCGGUCUGCAUGGACCUCCUGUCUAGACGUUGGUUCUGGAUUCUUACUGUCUGUGACACUGGAAC